GGCUGUUUAGGUCAAACUAUACCUAACUAAAGCUGACCAGUAGCGAGGUUCUACUCGGGAUAGAAAGAGAUCUAUAUUCAGGUACCAGAAAACAAAAGAACAGAAUGGACGCGAUAAGAAAGAAAAUGCAGAGCUUAAAGGGAGAGACAGACGGACUCUUUGCAACCAUUCAGCGUUUCGAGGACGCAACGAAGGAGAGCAAUAGACUAGCAGAUCAGGCUGAUGUCGAUAUCCGAGACUACGGAAAGAAAGUUCACAACCUUGAAAUUGAGUUUGAUGAGACGAAUGAUAAGCUGACCAAGGCCACCGAAUCUCUAGAAGAGAAGGAAAAGCAGUUGAAAGAGGUCGAGGCCGAUGUCGCUGCACUGGCUCGUAGGAUCAUGUUGAUGGAGGAGGAGGCAAAAAAAUCCGACGAAAACCUUGCCGGUACCAUCACAAAGCUGGCUGUAACCUCAAAAGAGGCCGAUAACAUUCUGAAGAAGGUGAAGGUAUUUGAAUCUAAGUGCAUGAACAACGAGGUGACUAUCGAGGAGUAUGAUAAAAAUCUCCGACAGACAACCAAGAUGGCCUCAGAUAACGAACAGAAGCUGGACGAAUUAAGUCGAAAGCUUGGAGUCCAAGAGGAUGAGCUAAGGCGUGCUAUUGAGCGUGCUGAGCUGGCUGAAAAGAACCUAAAGAAUAUUGAAGAUGAGCUGCAGUUGGUCGGAGAGAAUAUGAAGCAGCUUGAGAUGUCUGCAGAGAAGGCUGUAGAGAGGGAGGAGAAACUUAAAGAUAAAAUUCUUUCAAUCCAACAUAAAUACAAAGCUGCAGAGGGCAGGUUUGAGUAUGGAGAGAUGAAUAUAACCAAGUUGAACCAGAGAAUUGAUGAUAUUGAAGAUGAGAUCUACAGAGAGAAACUAAAGAUUAAACGUUGUGCUGACGAGCUUGGUGACACUUUCGACGAUAUGCUGACUAAUUACUAAACCUGGAUUUGAUCUGACCACAAUAGUUUAACGUCAAAUAAACUUUAUAACUCUCUGUCUGAUUUAUAUAGUUUCGUAAAUCUUUUGUAUUAAAUACAAUUUUGCACAAACAAUAUACAUAUUCCCAAUCUUGA
Molecule: messenger RNA, 1096 nt
Organism: Eurytemora carolleeae
Lineage: Eukaryota; Metazoa; Arthropoda; Copepoda; Calanoida; Temoridae
Product: tropomyosin
Exons: 5
Coding region: 105-962 (285 amino acids)
Biological process (GO): actin filament organization; muscle contraction
Cellular component (GO): actin filament
Molecular function (GO): actin filament binding
Source: RefSeq, a predicted model, not a curated record